CCGGCGCGGCACUUCCGGUGUGCCGGGAUCACUUCCGGCCAUGGCGCCCAGCGUGGCGGAGCGGCUGCUGGAGCGGCUGGGCCAGGCCGCGGCCCCGGGCGGGCUCUGCAGCCUCGAGGCCGCCGCCCAGCUCGGGGUGGACCACCAGACUCUCGUGGGCGCCGUGAAAAGCCUCCAGGCGCUGGGCGAGGUGAUCGAGGCGGAGGCGCGGACGGCCACGCGAUGGGAGCUGAGCGCCGAGGGCGAGGAGGUGCUGCGGGACGGCAGCCCCGAGGUGCGGCUGUUCCGGAGCCUCCCCGAGGAGGGGCUGCCGCAGGCCGAGGCCAUGAAGCUGCCCGGGGGCUCCUUGGGCUUCAGCAAGGCCAUGGCCAACAAGUGGGUGCGCCUCGAUAAGGGAGCGGCCGGCGGGCCCCGCGUGCUCCGCGCCGUGCCCUCGGUGCAGGACGCGGUGCAGGAGCAGCUGGGCCAGGUGAGGGCCGGGGGGGCCCUGCCCGAGCGGGAGCGCUCCGAGCUCAAGAGGAGGAAGCUGCUGCUGGAAGUGACCCUCAAAUCCUUCUGGAUCCGCAAGGGCAGCGCCUUCAGCACGGCCGUGGCGCGCCGAGAGCGGAAGCUCACCCCGGACAUGAUCGCCACGGGCUCCUGGCGCCGGCUGCCCUUCAAACCCUACAACUUCUGCGCGCUGGGGCUGCCCCCGGCCUGCGGGCACCUGCACCCGCUGCUCAAGGUGCGCUCGGAGCUGCGCCAGAUCUUCCUGGAGAUGGGGUUCACGGAGAUGCCCACGGAUAACUUCGUGGAGAGCUCCUUCUGGAACUUCGACGCGCUCUUCCAGCCGCAGCAGCACCCGGCGCGCGACCAGCACGACACCUUCUUCCUGCUGGGUGGACCCCGCGAAGCCCCCCAGUUGCCCCCCGGCUACUCCUCCAAGGUGAAGAAGGUGCACUCGCAGGGAGGCUACGGCUCACAGGGGUACAGGUACGAGUGGAAGGUGGAGGAGGCAAAGAAGAACCUGCUGAGGACGCACACCACGUCAGCCAGUGCCCGCGCCCUGUUCCAGCUGGCACGGCAGGAGAAGUUCAGCCCCGUGAAAUAUUUCUCCAUCGACCGCGUGUUCCGCAACGAGAGCCUGGACGCGACGCACCUGGCCGAGUUCCACCAGGUGGAGGGGCUGGUGGCCGACCGGGGGCUCACCCUGGGCCACCUCAUGGGCAUCCUGCGGCAGUUCUUCACCAAGCUGGGGAUCUCGCAGCUGCGCUUCAAACCCGCCUACAACCCCUACACCGAGCCCAGCAUGGAGGUGUUCAGCUACCACGAGGGGCUGAAGAAGUGGGUGGAGGUGGGGAACUCGGGGGUCUUCCGCCCCGAGCUGCUGCUGCCCAUGGGGCUCCCUGAGAACGUCUCGGUCAUCGCCUGGGGGCUCUCGCUGGAGCGACCCACCAUGAUCAAAUACGGCAUCAACAACAUCCGGGAGCUCGUGGGGCACCGCGUCAACCUGCAGAUGGUCUACGACAGCCCCAUGUGCCGCCUGGACGUGUGACCCCCUCCCCACCCGGGGCUCCCCUCAUUUUGGGGAGGGGUCCCCACCACAAAUAAAGCCCGGUGUCCUGC
Molecule: messenger RNA, 1605 nt
Organism: Camarhynchus parvulus
Lineage: Eukaryota; Metazoa; Chordata; Aves; Passeriformes; Thraupidae
Gene: FARSA
Product: phenylalanyl-tRNA synthetase subunit alpha
Biological process (GO): phenylalanyl-tRNA aminoacylation
Cellular component (GO): cytosol; phenylalanine-tRNA ligase complex; cytoplasm
Molecular function (GO): ATP binding; tRNA binding; phenylalanine-tRNA ligase activity
Source: RefSeq, a predicted model, not a curated record